AUGGAGGGAUUCUCCUCAAAUUUCACCACGACUUCCUCUAUUGAAGACGAAAGUUCAGAAGAUGAUCAACAGCCACACGUCGACAUGUCGUUUGCCAAAGGGUUUAUGACAUUCGUCUACAUUCUUGUCUGUCUUGUUGGAACACCGGGAAACCUAUGGAUUAUCUAUAAACUAUUCCGUGCUAAGCUUUGGAGUGGUGCUUCAGUUCAAUUGACUGUAUCUCAAAGAUCUCGAAUCUAUAUUUUCGCUCUCGCCUGUUCAGAUCUCCUCCUUCUUCUAACUCUUCCUCCAACUGCCAGUUACAACUACAACGGAACUUGGGUGUUCGGAUCGGCAGCCUGUUACAUCAUUCGUUCGGUUGAAAUCUUUGCGAAACUAUUCUCGGUGAUCCUGUUGACUGUGAUGAGUUUGGAGAGAUAUAUCAUUGUUUGCACGAGACUUCGUCAUGUAUACCGUGCCUGGAUGUCUUUGGUUCCUCUUGGUAUUGGCACAGUCCUCGGAGUUCUUGUCCCAACUAUUAUGCACUAUCUAUAUCUUCAACAUUUCACUGUCGGAUACGAAGGAUCAGAAGUCACUUGGGUUUGUCUUCCCAUCAUGACAAAUGAGGUCUUCAACACAUUCGCUCAAUACACAUUUGCCGUCGGUUUCAUCAUUCCGUUCGCCAUAAUGACUGCUUGCUAUAUACUGCUCGUUCGUCAUGUCAAGUCGAAAUAUAAGAUGCGUCGAGCUCAGCAGACAACAACAUUGGCGAAAUCGGGAAAAGAGCCAAGAUAUAUGAGUGAAGUGAGGAAGAGCAUUUGGAGAAUCGCCGUCUUUCAUUUCGUUUGUUGGGCACCGUUCUGGGGAUUCACUAUGUUGCCGAAUUUCAUAUAUCAAAUUGAUCAAUACUUGAACGGAGAUCAUGAAGAAGAAAGUGGUGGAGAGAGCAUCUUUUUGGUCUAUUGUCGCUUGGUAGCAAACUGUCUUCCGUAUAUCAAUGCAGCAGGGAAUUGGGUUCUCUAUGCUCUUCUCAACGUGGAUGUUCGUAAGCACAUUUACAAUCAACCAAAGAAGAAGAGAAAGUUCACUCUGAAAUUCAAUCCAGUCAACACAUCGUCCAACUGUUAA
This is a messenger RNA of Caenorhabditis remanei, 1107 nucleotides long. RefSeq lists its product as uncharacterized. Gene Ontology annotation, cellular component: neuron projection; membrane. Gene Ontology annotation, biological process: G protein-coupled receptor signaling pathway. The transcript has 6 exons. The record is from RefSeq and is a predicted model, not a curated record. Lineage: Eukaryota; Metazoa; Nematoda; Chromadorea; Rhabditida; Rhabditidae. Bases 1 to 1107 code for a protein of 368 amino acids. Gene Ontology annotation, molecular function: peptide binding; G protein-coupled receptor activity.